Molecule: messenger RNA, 2896 nt
Organism: Dimorphilus gyrociliatus
Lineage: Eukaryota; Metazoa; Annelida; Polychaeta; Dinophilidae
Source: the annotation of a GenBank genome assembly
CAUUGUUAUAUUAUUGCAGUCAUAUAUGCAUUAUAUAUAUAUACGCAUACAUACAAACACAUACACGCUUCAUAAACGCAACUACAAUAAAGUCAUAUAAGUCAGUCAUAAGGUCGCACACGCUUACGCUCUAAGAUUCGUUCUAUUGUCGAGUAUCGAAUUAUUUACUCUCUCUCUCUCUCGUUCGCUUGCUCGCUCGAUCGCUCUUUUUUUUUCUCUCCUCUAAAUGUGUCAAGGGCGUAGCACUUUCUUAUCUUUUAACUUUCUUUUUUAAGCCGUUUUACGAACGCGCCACCUAGAAUCGAUUAAUACUAGACAAAAGUAGAUCCAACUAUGAAAAGUGAGAAUGAAUGGUCGAUAUGAAGUUGUUUUAGCUAAUAACAACUAGCGUCCUCUUGUUGAUAAGUUCUAUUGCUGGUUUUUUAUAGAUUUUUUCCGCUGUUCGUCUGCUAGAUGUUUUCUGUUUUUUUCCCAAGGAAAAGAUAAAUUUCUCACGCAAAAUGCCUACCGUUCUAUCCAGGACGAUUUGCUCGCUUUAUGAUUCGGUUGUUGAUAUCUUGCAUCAUAAAAAUAAUUGGAAAAUUAUCCUAGGAAGUGGUCUUGUUGCAUUGUUAGUUAUUAAAUAUAGGCAACCGAUAUUCAAGCAUAAUCCGGAAUUCGGAGAUGUAUUCCCCAACGCAGGUGGACUACCCAUUGUUGGUAUAAUACCUUUUAUAGUACUUUCUGGAAAGACUACCUUCCAAUAUUGUACCUAUCUAAGUAAAAGGAGAAGGAAGAAGAGUUUUUUUAUAUCCUUCGCUAGGCUUCCAUUCUUUAUCAUCAACGGUUAUGACGAUAUAAAAGAAACUUUGGUAAAGAGUAGUACAGCUGCUGCUGGAAGACCAGGCCCCGAAACAUCUUUAUAUCUAGUUAAUCCCGAAGCAAAAGGUAUAUUGAAUAGAGAUUAUUCGCAAGAGUUUGUUUCUCAAAGGCAAGCUUGCUUACAAAUUCUUAGAAAUUUCGGCUUUGGUAAAAGAUCUAGUGAAGAUAGAAUUCAAGAAGAGGCAUUAGCUUUAACUAAUAAACUAUUAGAAUACGAUAAACCAUUAAAUCCUACAAGUAUUAUUCAAAAUUCGGUUGCAAAUGUUAUAUGCAAUAUGGUUUUUGGCUCUAGAUACGAAUACAAUAAUUCAAUUUUUGAUAAAUUGAUAUCAAACCUAAAUUUUAUGGCAUCUUUUCAAUAUCACAAGUGUAUUGCAUUGUAUUUACCAUUUAUGGCGAAAUAUUCGACAUAUCUCCAAACGAAUAUAAAAUGCCAAACAGAAAUUAUUGAAUUCAUACAAUCGGAAAUUGAUAAGAAUCAAGAAUAUCUAAGGAAUGAGGAAGAACAAGAAAACUUUAUUUACUCUUAUCUCAAAUUAAUGAAAGAGAAAAGCGACGACUCUUCAUUUUCUACUGAACAAUUGAAAUUUGUUGUUUUUGAUUUCUUCUUCGGUGGAACUGAGACAACCGCAACAGCCAUCUCUUGGGCAUUGAUCUAUUUGGCUAACAGACCAGAGUUACAGAGACGCUUACAAGAGGAAAUCGAUAGGGUUAUAGGUGACGGUGUAGUUAGCUUACAUAAUAAAAAUGAGACGCUCUUGUUAGAUGCUUUCAUCCAAGAAACCCUUCGUAUUUCCACUCCCGUCCCAAUGACAGUGCUGCAUAAAGCCAUUGCCGAUUUGUCUGUCAACGGAUUACAUUUGCCUAAAGGUGCAUUGGUAAGAAUUAGUUGUUACUUGCAAAUUAAUUAACUAUUUAAAUCAAUAAUUAGCGCUAUAAAAAACACGAAAGUCUUUUUAUAUACAGUUCACGGCAAACCUGCACAGCGUUUUACACGAUGAAACCAUCUUUAAAGAGCCCGAAACGUUCAAUCCUGAUAGAUUUAUUCAAAACGAUAACAUUUUACGACCGGAUGAGCUAAUACCAUUUGGAUUAGGUAAGUAUAAACAAAAUAAUAAACAAUUUCUCUAUCUUUUCAUCUUAAUCUCUCAACAAAAUAAUCUCGAUAAUAAAAACACUUUUCGCUCCUUAAUCCAGGAAAGAGACUUUGUCUGGGCGAGCAAUUGGCUAAACAGGAACUUUACAUUUUCAUCGCGUCUCUUAUCCAACGUUUCGAAUUUUCUCGGGUAGAUGAAGAGAAGAUCAACGAGUCGGGCUUGCUAGGAAUAACCUAUAUGCCAAAAGACUUUCUCAUUGUUAUAAAAGCAAGAAGCUAAUCACUUACUUAGUAUAUAUACUAAUAUAUAAAGAGCCUUGUCAGAUAAAUAGCUAGCUAAAAUACAAUUAUAGGGCUAUAUAUGCAUACAAUAUUACGUCAAAAUCAGUAUAUCAGAUAAAUAUAUACCAGUAUUCUUUUUUAGUUGUAUUUGUAUAUAUAUAGUAUAUAUGUAUUGGAUUAAUAAACGACAAAGAAGCGACAGAGAGAGAGAGAGAGAGAGAGAGAGAAAAGACAAAGACCGAUUUUGCUCGCUUAUGACGAUAAACAAUUUAUAUUUGAAAAAUAUCAUUUAUGAAUUAUUAACCAUCGUAUUACUCUUCGUAAAAAUACUGUUUAUUAUUAAAGAUUAUGCAUAGUCAAUAGUCUGAAGGGUCGCAAGGGAAAUUUCAAACCAGUGAAGAAAUAUUACUGGGUGGUAGAUGAAAAAAAAGAGGGAUUGGGCCAUUUAUCUAUAUAUUAUUAUUAUUACUGUUACACGUAGAAAGUCCCAAUAUGUUUCUAUCUCUGUUUCUGUUUCUAUAUAUAAUGUAUAUACAAUCUAUGCUAAUUUUCAGUAUCAAUGUUUAAUUGAGUAAAGGCUACCAAAGAAGAAAGUGAACUAAAAAAGAAAUAAGCAUUCAUUUUGAUAUUAGUAUAUUUAUUUACAGAAUAUUCAAG